CGAUUCUGCUGUCAAGUAUAGCAGUCAACUAGACUCUAGUCUAGACAUCCUCCACCCCCUUCUCUGUCGCAUCGACUAGUCGGCUCAAGCGAUGGACGGCUGCGAUCCGUCCUAGAUUAGCGGCAUUGCCUUGUAGCACUCUCAACUUCCGUUGCUGAAUCGGCCAUUCUUUCUACAUCGUUCUCCUUUCGACAGAUUUGGCCCGCAGAGCUCUCCCAUUGCUGCUCAGUCGACCCAAUAUUUACGCUGCAAGUGGGGAAUCUCGUUCUGCUCUCACUUCCCCCUCGACGCGAUAAUAUUGUCAUUCUCGGCAUUAUCAUAAAAAAAAAACCGGUGGCGUAAGAAUUACGGAGAAAUAUGGCACCAACGGUGGAUCAGCGGAGAGGAACAGGCGGACGGGGAAUCUUGGGCCUUGGGACCGUCGGAUUAGCUUACGUGGCAAUGGAAUUCGUGAGCGGCCGAACCGACUGGCUUCCACGAAGCUUCGCGUCGCAGCUGCAGCCCGGCCUGUGGGGCGUCCUGGCGAUCCUCGCGCUUUUCGAGGCUCCGCGUUACCAGCAUUUCGCGGAGGAGUUUCGCGCGGCUCCCAAGUUCUUCGCGAGCCUGCUGUUCAUGGUGGCGAUGAUCGGCGUGGAAGUGGUGAUCGUGCAGUUCGUUACUGUCGUUCUGGGCAUUGACUGGCACAGUGACACUGCCCCUCUUCCUGACACCGGCCAAUGGCUCCUCCUCUCCUUGAACGACCGCCUCCCCACUCCAAUCACCGCCCUCCUCCGGGCGCGCCUCGUCGAGAUGCACGACUUCCUCAUGCUCUUCAUGCUGCUCGCCUUCUCCGUCCUCUUCCGCUGCAUCCCUCCCCCGGGGAUCGGCCUUGGCGCCCGCUACUGCUUCACCAUCGCCCUCUCCCGCGUGCUCCGGUUCCUAACCUUCGCUUCUACGAUCCUCCCGGCGGUUCGGCCGUGGUGCGCCGCGGCUAGGUUUGGCAGCACGAGCCCGAGGCACCCCCAUCCCUGGGCUCAGAAGUACUUCGUUCCAUACGCCCGGAAUCACGACCUGCUGCACCAAGUUAUCGAAACGGACAGGGCUUUUGCACCCCAGGUGAACUACCCACCUGAGUUUUCACCUGACUGGGGCGUGCUGCAGUUUCUGGUGGACUUCCUUCGCCCCAUGGACGCCCGGGUGCACCAUGGCGCAGCAGCCACCUCGGGCGCCUUCAGCAGCUUCGUCAUCCGCCCCUACGGGGGCUGCAACGACCUUGCUUUUAGCGGGCAUAUCAUCACCGCAGCCCUCACCGCGUGUGCCUGGCAGGAAGCCUUCCCUGGCUGGGCUUCAGCCAUGGUGUGGGGCCUUGUCUUCCAUUCCGCUCAGAGGGAGGUUCGGGAGCGGCAGCACUACUCGGUGGAUGUAGUCUUGGCGCUUUAUCUUGCGCCCUUGCUGUGGCGCACCACCAAGUUCCUCUGGUCGCGCCCGCCCCCACCGCCCUCUAAGAGGGAGGCUUUAGGGCUGGCACUUAGCCAGCGGGAAUCGGUGCUUACCAAAGCGUUGAAGGAUGGGGACUUGAGUGCUGUGAGGGAGGCUGUGGAAGAUGCGGAAAAAGAAGCGGAAGCGGUCUCCACUGCCGGUUGUAAGGAAGGAACUGAUGGUGAUAAAGCAGUGAGGGAUGAACAGAUGAACAAAUGGCUAUUGCCGUUUGGUAUUGGAAUGAUCCUGGUGCUGUUUGUGGUGGUUCUGACGGCCUUCAGUGUGGCAGAUGAAGGAGGAGGCUUUUUGAAGUGGCGUUCAUGAGUUCUGCAUGUGCCACUGCGACACAAUUUAUUUCAGAAUAAUCCUGGUCCCGCGAGCUGUGCAAGGCGUGAAUGGUGAAACGUCCUCAAUAAGGGUUGAAGAUCAUAUCAAUGUUAGAUUAG
This is a messenger RNA of Closterium sp. NIES-67, 1904 nucleotides long. The record is from the annotation of a GenBank genome assembly. Lineage: Eukaryota; Viridiplantae; Streptophyta; Zygnematophyceae; Desmidiales; Closteriaceae.